AUGACUGACAUGACAGCUGGAGUUCACGGCAGCUCUGCUAUCCCACCCCGGCAAGGGUGCUGCCACACAAGCCAUCAACCAGCACCGUCAGGCAGCUCACCCCCCUGGACAAGGCACUGCAAUGCUUCCGUGAAAAGAAGAAGGCAGGAAUCACCACGAGCUGAGCCGCAGUCCACGUGCUCUGAGGAAGGUGCGAGGUCUUCGAGGCUGGCGAUGGAUCUCCCCAUGGCAAUGCAGGCAGGGGGCCGGUCACACCGCAGCGCACCCCGUCCGCAGCAGCCGGGGAGCCCGGGUCUCGCCGAGCAGCCUCGGCUCCUCGGCCAGGCUCAGGCUCUCCGGCUGCGGGAGGAGGGGUGCCCGGGCAGCGCUGCCCGGCCUUCCCGAGCUGCCCGCAGGCCCGCUCCGCACUGCGGGCUGCCGGCGUACGUGCGGCGCCGGCACAGGCGGGUCCCACCGCCGUGUGGCCAUCGCCGCUUUAAGGCUGCGGAGCGGGCCGGGGAAAGCAGGCGGCCGGGUUCAUCUGAGGACACAGCCCCAGUUCUCAGAAAUCCCCGCGCUGCGGGAACAUCGAGCUCCCGUUACCGCAGUUGA
Messenger RNA from Apus apus (common swift), 591 nucleotides. RefSeq lists its product as uncharacterized. The transcript has a single exon. NCBI's taxonomy places the organism in Eukaryota, Metazoa, Chordata, Aves, Apodiformes, Apodidae. The coding region runs from base 1 to 591 and encodes 196 amino acids. The record is from RefSeq and is a predicted model, not a curated record.